This is a messenger RNA of Lemur catta (Ring-tailed lemur), 2151 nucleotides long. RefSeq names its product complement C9 (gene C9). NCBI's taxonomy places the organism in Eukaryota, Metazoa, Chordata, Mammalia, Primates, Lemuridae. Gene Ontology annotation, molecular function: protein binding. The record is from RefSeq and is a predicted model, not a curated record. Gene Ontology annotation, biological process: immune response. Gene Ontology annotation, cellular component: membrane attack complex.
AUAAUUGUUCCCUGUCCUCUGGCCCUUUGCAAAUAAAUGCCUUACAGGACCUGCCAGGCCACCUCACUUGGAGCUGCACAGCAAGGAACAGCAUGACAGCUGGCUGGGGCUUUGCCUUUGCAAUCUGCAUUUUAGAAAUAAGUGUACUCACUGCAGAUCCUACUCCCAGUUAUGGCCAAGAGCCAAUAGAAAGGAGUGGCCCUCCAGCACCCACAGACUGCAAAAUGAGCCCCUGGAGUGAAUGGUCGCAAUGUGAUCCUUGCCUCAGACAAAUGUUUCGCUCAAGGAGCAUUGAGGCAUUUGGACAAUUUAAUGGGAAAAGCUGCAUUGACUCUGUGGGAGACAGAAGACAGUGUGUGCCCACUGAGGCCUGUGAUGAUGUUGAGGACGACUGUGGAAAUGAAUUUAAAUGUGGUACAGGCAGAUGCAUAAAGAGGCGACUUCUGUGUAAUGGUGACAAUGACUGUGGAGACUUUUCAGAUGAAGAUGAUUGUGAAAGUGAUCCCCAUCCCCCCUGCCGUGACAGAGUGGUAGAAGAGUCUGAGCUGGCGCGGACAGCAGGCUAUGGAAUCAACAUUUUAGGGAUGGAUCCCCUAAGCACACCUUUCGACAAUGAGUUCUACAAUGGACUCUGUAACCGGGAUCGGGAUGGAAACACUUUAACCUACUACCGAAGACCCUGGAAUGUGGCUUCUCUGGCCUAUGAAACCAAAGCUGAUAAAAAUUUCAGAACCGAAUAUUUUGAUGAACAGAUUCAAGCAUUUAAAAGUAUCAUCCAAGAGAGGACAUCAAAUUUUAACGCAAAUUUAGCUCUAAAGUUCACACCCACUGAAGUAAUGAAAGUUGAACAUGCCCAGGGUAAUUUUCAAUUUUCAUAUUCCAAAAAUGAAACUUACAAACUACUGGUGUCAUAUUCUUCAAAGAAGGAAAAAAAUUUUCUGCAUGUGAAAGGAGUAAUUCAUCUGGGAAGAUUUGUAAUGAGAAGUCGAGACGUUAUACUGACAAAAACUUUCUUGGAUGACAUAAAAGCUUUGCCAGCUACCUAUGAAAAGGGAGAAUAUUUUGCCUUUUUGGAAACCUAUGGAACCCACUACAGUAGCUCUGGGUCUCUAGGAGGACUCUAUGAACUAAUCUAUGUUUUGGAUAAAGCUUCUAUGAGAGAAAAAGGUGUGGAACUAACAGAUAUAAAGAGAUGCCUUGGGUAUCACCUGGAUUUCUCUUUGAGUAUCUCUGGAAUCUCUGCUGAAGCUCAAGCUAAUAAAAAUGAUUGUUUAAAGAGGGGUGACGGUAAAAUUGUAAACAUCACCCGUGAUAACCUCAUAGAUGAUGUUAUCUCACUCAUAAGAGGUGGAACAAGAAAAUAUGCAUAUGAACUGAAGGAAAAGCUUCACAGAAAAGCCACGAUUGAUGUGACUGAGUUUGUCAAUUGGGCCUCUUCCGUAAAUGAUGCUCCAGUGCUCAUUAGUCAAAAACUGUCUCCUAUAUAUAAUCUGGUUCCAGUGAAAAUAAAAGAUGCACACCUAAAGAAACAAAAUUUGGAAAGAGCCAUUGGAGAUUAUAUCGAUGAAUUUAGCCCGAGAAAAUGCCACCCAUGCCAAAAUGGAGGCACUGUGGUUCUGCUGGAUGGACAAUGUCUGUGUUCCUGCCCACUCACAUUUGAGGGAAUUGCCUGUGAAAUUAGAAAACAAAAGCUUUCUUAAGGAUUGCUAUCCCCCACCCCCUAUCAAAACAAACAAAAAAUAGAGCUCUUGGCUUCCCUGAGCUUCUAUGGAAGAAAAAAACACCAGGACCUUCCAAUGUAAGAUCCUGCUCCUGGAGAUGGUCUUCUCUGCCAAGUAAAAAGCAACAUACUUCAUGAAAAUCCUACCAACCUCUGAAGUCUCCUCUGUCUUAGUUCUACAAUGCUUUUCUUUCUUCCUUAAAAAUCUAUAAUGUUUCAAUUUUUUAUUCCCUAAUGAGGAGUCAACGGUGAAAUACGCUAGGACUGCUUUCUCCCACAGGCAAUGCCAAUCUCUUGCUAAUAAAACAAAAGUAAAUUGAAAACAGAAUUGGUUUAAAAGACUUUAGAGUAAUUGCCAAACUACUUUGUAUCAUUAAUAUAUUCUGCCAGUUCCAAUAUACGUCUGUACUGUGCAAUGUGGCUCUUAUUUA